AAAAAUUCAAUUCCCAUUACCACCUAACGUCUCUCCUUCUUGUUGCUUUGAGAAAUUGUGAGGAACUAGAAUUAAGUGUUGUUCGAUAUCGCUCAUGGCCGGCGGAGGGUUCUCGGCGGGUCCGGACGGGCGUGAGUUCGAGGCAAAGAUCACGCCCAUCGUCAUCAUCUCGUGUAUAAUGGCUGCUACUGGUGGACUCAUGUUUGGUUACGAUGUCGGUGUUUCAGGUGGAGUUACAUCGAUGCCCCCAUUCUUGAAAAAGUUUUUCCCGGUUGUAUACAGGAGGACUCUAGAACAGGGGAUCAAAAGCAACUACUGCAAAUACGACAACCAGGGCCUGCAGUUAUUCACGUCGUCGCUGUACCUGGCCGGCUUAACUGCCACAUUCGCCGCUUCCUACACCACCAGGAAGUUCGGGCGGAGGCCGUCUAUGCUGAUUGCUGGGAUUUUCUUCAUUGUCGGCACAAUUCUCAAUGCUGCAGCACAAGACCUCGCUAUGCUCAUCAUUGGCAGGAUCUCACUUGGUUGUGGAGUUGGGUUCGCAAAUCAGGCUGUACCAUUGUUUCUUUCGGAGAUUGCACCGACAAGAAUCCGCGGAGGGCUAAACAUAUUGUUCCAGCUUAAUAUCACAAUAGGCAUUCUAUUUGCAAACCUCGUUAAUUAUGGCACCAACAAGAUCACAGGAGGAUGGGGUUGGAGGGUGUCAUUGGGGCUGGCUGCUUUACCUGCCGGUCUCCUAACCGUGGGAGCUCUCUUGGUGGUCGAAACUCCUAACAGUCUCGUAGAACGUGGUCUCUUAGACCAAGGAAAAUCCGUACUUAAAAGGAUCCGCGGCACAGAAAAUGUUGAACCAGAGUUCUUGGAUCUUGUCGAGGCAAGUCGCAUAGCAAAAGAAGUGAAGCACCCCUUUAGAAAUCUCAUAAAGCGCAGGAAUCGUCCCCAACUAAUCAUUGCAGUAGCCUUGCAGAUCUUUCAACAAUUUACUGGGAUCAAUGCCAUAAUGUUUUACGCGCCAGUCCUGUUCGACACUUUAGGGUUUGGAAACGAUGCUUCCCUCUACUCAGCUGUUAUCACAGGAGCCGUCAAUGUUCUCUCCACCGUUGUAUCCAUCUACUCAGUUGACAAAGUAGGCCGCCGCAUGCUCUUACUUCAAGCUGGUUUUCAAAUGUUCAUCUCUCAAGUGGCUAUUGCCAUAAUACUAGGGAUCAAGGUUAAGGACCACUCCGAUGACCUCCACAAAGGCUUCGCAAUCUUUGUGGUGGUUCUGAUUUGCACUUACGUUGCUGCGUUUGCUUGGUCUUGGGGGCCUCUAGGUUGGUUGAUACCAAGUGAGACAUUCCCACUCGAGACUCGCUCAGCGGGGCAAAGUGUGACUGUCUGCACCAACUUGCUCUUUACUUUCAUUAUAGCGCAGGGCUUCCUCUCGAUGCUCUGCCACUUCAAGUACGGCAUCUUCCUCUUCUUCUCCGGGUGGGUCUUGAUCAUGUCUUUCUUCGUGUUGUUCCUACUCCCGGAGACGAAGAACAUUCCGAUUGAAGAGAUGACAGAGAGGGUGUGGAAGCAACAUUGGUUGUGGAAGAGGUUUAUGGAUGACGAUGACUACCACAUUGAAGGAAAUAAUGGUGAUGGCUUAAAGAAAAAUGGGCACGCUAAUGGAUUUGAUGGUGUUUCUCAGUUGUAAAUCAAGUUUCAGGGUUUGUGUCCCCUCUAAAUAGUUAAUACAGUAUUUAGUAUCUAAGCAUUUAAUAGAUUUUUCCAGUGCCAGAAAUCAACCUCUCUGGUUCACUGGGGACAUGUAUUGCAAAACUUAUUUGGGUGCAUUUGUGUAUGUGGAGUUGAUUAAUUAGUACAGAACAUUGUGGAUAAGUAGCAUUUGUUUUAAUACAAGAUUAAUGUACUUGAAACUUGAAAAUCUACAUUCCUAUUUGUUUUA
Messenger RNA from Malus domestica (apple), 1933 nucleotides. Its product is annotated as sugar transport protein 13-like. NCBI's taxonomy places the organism in Eukaryota, Viridiplantae, Streptophyta, Magnoliopsida, Rosales, Rosaceae. Gene Ontology annotation, biological process: monosaccharide transmembrane transport. Gene Ontology annotation, cellular component: membrane. The record is from RefSeq and is a predicted model, not a curated record. Gene Ontology annotation, molecular function: monosaccharide transmembrane transporter activity.